Zingiber officinale is the source of this 576-nucleotide messenger RNA. RefSeq names its product equilibrative nucleotide transporter 5-like. Gene Ontology annotation, cellular component: plasma membrane. The record is from RefSeq and is a predicted model, not a curated record. The transcript has 4 exons. Gene Ontology annotation, molecular function: nucleoside transmembrane transporter activity. Gene Ontology annotation, biological process: nucleoside transmembrane transport. Lineage: Eukaryota; Viridiplantae; Streptophyta; Magnoliopsida; Zingiberales; Zingiberaceae. Bases 1 to 576 code for a protein of 191 amino acids.
AUGACAGUUUCUGCUGACCUUGCUGCUGGUGGAAUGCAAAAACACCAAGUCCAAGAGGGUGAGGAUCCAAAGCUUAUUGAACGUUUGAGCAACAAACAGUUGCUAUUAGAGAAUAUUGACUAUGCGAUCGACUUAUUUCUUAUCUAUGUUUUGACACUGUCCCCUGGAUUCUUGUCUGAGACACAGGCUCCCACAGCUUGGGCUCAUGGUAAGGAUUCUCAUAACUCGAAUAUGCAAGUGAUCUUGACAUUGCAAUUAUAUGCACUUGUGCUGAUCGCCAUGUAUAAUGUGUGGGAUCUCAUUGGAAGAUACAUUCCUCUUCUGAAACCGUUGGUGCUAUCAUCUAGGAAAGGUCUCAUAGCUGCAAUUCUUUCAGGAUUCCUACUCAUUCCAGCCUUCUACUUCACCGUCAAGUACGGGGACCAAGGAUGGAUGAUCAUGUUAACUUCAUUCUUAGGGCUAAGCAAUGGUUACUUUACUGUCUGUGUUCUUACUACCGCACCAAAAGGAUAUAAGUAUGCAUUUUCCCUAGUUGGUUUAAGUGAUAAUGAAAGGACUGAUUACUGUGUUAAUUGA